Messenger RNA from Cherax quadricarinatus, 656 nucleotides. Lineage: Eukaryota; Metazoa; Arthropoda; Malacostraca; Decapoda; Parastacidae. The record is from RefSeq and is a predicted model, not a curated record.
UCACUACAAACAUGACUACCCAGGUGUAUAAAAUUUCUUCCUUUCUGUGAAAAUAUUUUCUUAAUGAUUGACGAUGCUCGUACAUAAAACAUUAAGUUGUAGUAGAUACAGAAUGCGUUUCGCAAUAGAGUAAUAACUGUGUGUGCCAUAGAUGUUGCGGUACUAUGAGAACGAUUUCUUGUAAUGUGGAUUUGAUGAUGACUCGCCGUCUCGCUUCGCAGGUUAUUGUUCUAACAGUCCUUGUGGUCGCCGCCCUCGCCCGCCCCGAGCCACCACCUACGUAUGGACCUCCAGCACCAGCCUACAAACCCCCAGCACACCCACGACCUACUUAUGGAGGUCCUGCUUACCCUGACACUCCUCCCCAGUACAACUCUCAGUACGCUGUGAGGGACGACUACUCCGGCAACGACUUUGGUCAUGAUGAAUCUCGUGACGGUUACGACACCAAGGGUACUUAUUACGUUCAGCUUCCCGACGGUCGUCUGCAGAAAGUGACUUACUACGUCAACGGUGACUCCGGCUACGUAGCGGAAGUUAGCUACGAGGGCGAGGCCCAGUACCCAGCCUACCAGCCUGCUCCAGCCUACCAGCCUGCUCCAGCCUACAAGCCCGCUCCAGCGUACGCAUAAACCAAUAAAAUAUAUAUUUUUAUA